AUGUCUCGCCAAUUCUUCGUCGGUGGUAACUUCAAGAUGAACGGUGUCAGUGACACCAUCACCUCCAUCAUCACCAACCUCAACCAGGCCAAGCUCGACCCCUCCGUCGAAGUCGUCAUCUCCCCCACCUCCCUCUACCUCCUCCUCGCUCGCCAGACUGCCGACUCCAAGAUUGGUAUUGCCGCCCAGAACGUAUUCGACAAGCCCAACGGUGCUUUCACCGGUGAGAUCAGUGUCGAGCAGCUCAAGGAUGCCAAGAUCGACUGGACCAUCAUCGGACACAGCGAGCGCCGUGUGAUCCUCAAGGAGGCUGAUGAUUUUAUUGCUCGUAAGACCAAGGCUGCCAUUGAGGGUGGUCUGAGCGUCAUCCUGUGCAUCGGUGAGACUCUUGAGGAGCGUGAGGCUAGCAAGACCAUCGAUGUCGUCACCAGGCAGCUCAACGCUGUCGCCAAGGAGCUGUCCAAGGACCAGUGGCAGAAGGUCGUCAUUGCCUACGAGCCCGUCUGGGCCAUCGGAACCGGCAAGGUCGCUACCACCGAGCAGGCCCAGGAGGUCCACGCUGCCAUCCGCAAGUGGCUCACCGACGCCGUCUCCCCCGAGACCGCCGAGACCGUCCGUAUCAUCUACGGUGGCUCCGUCAGCGAGAAGAACUGCCGUGAUCUGGCCCAGCAGCCCGAUGUCGAUGGUUUCCUGGUUGGCGGUGCCAGCUUGAAGCCUGCCUUCGUCGACAUCAUCAACGCCCGUCUGUAA
Molecule: messenger RNA, 750 nt
Organism: Aspergillus clavatus NRRL 1
Lineage: Eukaryota; Fungi; Ascomycota; Eurotiomycetes; Eurotiales; Aspergillaceae
Product: triose-phosphate isomerase TPI1
Exons: 6
Coding region: 1-750 (249 amino acids)
Biological process (GO): glyceraldehyde-3-phosphate biosynthetic process; gluconeogenesis; glycerol catabolic process
Cellular component (GO): cytosol
Molecular function (GO): triose-phosphate isomerase activity
Source: RefSeq, a predicted model, not a curated record